This is a messenger RNA of Cicer arietinum (chickpea), 1614 nucleotides long. Its product is annotated as glutamate dehydrogenase A-like. NCBI's taxonomy places the organism in Eukaryota, Viridiplantae, Streptophyta, Magnoliopsida, Fabales, Fabaceae. Gene Ontology annotation, biological process: L-glutamate catabolic process. The record is from RefSeq and is a predicted model, not a curated record. Gene Ontology annotation, molecular function: L-glutamate dehydrogenase (NAD+) activity. Gene Ontology annotation, cellular component: mitochondrion.
GUUUUUUUUUUUUUUUUUUUUUUUUAAUUCUCAAUCUUCGUCUUCCUUAUAUAUAUAUUUCAUCAAAAACACUUAACUCAAUCACUCACUCCUCACUGUUUUAUUGCAAUUCUAUUACUCUGUUAUUAUUUCUUCACUCAACUAUGAAUGCUCUAGCAGCCACAAACUGCAAUUUUCAACGUGCUGCUCGUAUUCUAGGCUUGGAUUCCAAGCUUGAGAAGAGUCUUCUCAUACCCUUCAGAGAAAUCAAAGUUGAAUGUACGAUCCCCAAAGAUGAUGGAACUCUGGUUUCUUAUGUGGGGUUUAGGAUCCAACAUGACAAUGCUCGUGGUCCUAUGAAAGGAGGGAUUCGUUAUCACCCUGAGGUUGACCCUGAUGAGGUGAAUGCUCUAGCUCAGCUGAUGACAUGGAAGACAGCUGUAGCAGACAUCCCCUACGGAGGAGCAAAGGGUGGAAUUGGCUGCAACCCAAGGGACCUGAGCAUCAGUGAGUUAGAACGUCUAACUCGGGUUUUCACCCAAAAGAUUCAUGAUCUCAUUGGUAUUCAGCGGGAUGUUCCUGCCCCUGAUAUGGGAACCAAUGCUCAGACUAUGGCAUGGAUUCUCGACGAGUAUUCAAAGUUUCACGGUCAUUCACCAGCUGUUGUGACCGGAAAGCCAAUUGAUCUUGGAGGUUCUUUGGGAAGGGAGGCAGCCACAGGUCUCGGAGUUGUUUUUGCAACUGAGGCUUGGUUAGCUGAAAAUGGGAAGUCAAUUGCUGAGAACACAUUUGUCAUUCAGGGCUUUGGAAACGUGGGAACCUGGGCCGCUAAGUCUCUUUAUGAGAGAGGUGGUAAGGUUGUUGUUGUGAGUGACAUCACUGGUGCCAUCCGAAAUCCCAAUGGAAUCGACAUCCCUGCCCUUCUGAAACACAAGGAAACCAACGGAAACUUGACCGAGUUCCAAGGAGCAGAUGUAAUGGAUCCAAAUGAAGUGCUUGUUCAUGAAUGUGAUGUUCUUAUCCCAUGUGCCUUGGGUGGAGUACUGAACAAGGAAAAUGCUGCUGAUGUGAAAGCUAAACUUAUAGUUGAAGCUGCAAAUCACCCAACUGACCCUGAAGCGGAUGAGAUUUUGGCCAAAAAAGGAGUCACUAUAUUACCUGAUAUUUAUGCUAAUGCUGGUGGAGUUACUGUGAGCUACUUUGAAUGGGUUCAGAACAUUCAAGGUUUCAUGUGGGAUGAAGAAAAAGUGAACCGUGAGCUGAAGAAGUACAUGAGCAAGGCUUUCCUAGACAUCAAAGCAAUGUGCAAAUCCAACAAUUGUGACCUGAGAAUGGGAGCCUUCACUCUGGGAGUGAACCGUGUUGCCCGCGCUACUCUUUUGAGAGGUUGGGAAGCUUAAGGAGCAAUUCAUUACCCUAUGCUCCUUUUUAUGUUUACAUAUCAGAAUUAGAUACACAUUUGCUCACUACUGCAAAAGUAGAAUUUGUCUUAACUUUUUACCUUUUCAUUAGGCCUUUGGUAUUGUAGCGUUAGUCGGCUAAUUGGUAUAGUUAUGUGAGACUUGCGAAUAAAUGUUAUAACGCCAACAUUUUUAUCCAGGAAUUAGAUAAAGUUAUAGUUAUCUUUGUUUUCUA